GCGCGUGCGUAGUAGGGUCUACAACUAUCCAGUCGUGUAGGCAUCGAGACGUCAACAAGAGAGUGGUCGCGAACUGAUGCUGCUGUAUCCGGAGACUAGUUACACCGUUACAACGCAUUUCAAAGGCUAUUACUUUGUAUCAACUACGCCCGACUUGCAUUAAGAUGUUUGGCUUUCACAAGCCGAAGAUGUACAGGAGUUUAGACGGCUGUUGCAUCUGCCGCGCCAAGUCUUCCAGCUCGCGCUUUACCGACAGUAAGCGGUACGAAAAGGACUUCACUAGCUGCUUUGGUCUGUGUGAAACUCGGACUGGAGAGAUUUGUAACGCCUGUGUUCUACUGGUGAAGCGAUGGAAGAAACUGCCCACUGGGUCCAAGAAGAACUGGAAUCAUGUUGUUGAUGCACGAGGUGGGCCCAGUCUGAAGCUGUCCUCCAGACCAAAGAAGAUCAAGCCUCUGUCCAAGCGUGCGAGGCCAAACCAGAUCAGCCGGCUGCAGAAAGAGUUGAAGAGAAUCAACUCUGAUGCCCACAGCACCACAUCCAGCAUGUCCCCGGCCCAGUCCCCCAGCUAUAGCCCUUCUGACGAAGGCUCAGACGCUGAGCUCUCUCCUGGCUCCAGCCGCUCGCCCGUCUUUUCGUUCCUGGACCUCACAUACUGGAAGAGACAGAGGGUGUGCUGUGGGAUCAUCUAUAAGGGCCGCUUUGGGGAGGUGCUGAUCGACCCCCACCUCUUUAAACCCUGCUGCCGUAGAAAGCAGCAGGAGCAGCAGCAGGAGGCUGAGGAAGAGGAUGGCUAUGAUGAAGAGGAGGAGGAGGAAGAGGUGGAGGUGCUGGAGGAACAGGUUGAGGAGGUGGGAGGAGAAAAGCUCCAGGUGCUGGAGGAGCUGGUUGAGGAGGAGCUGAGAGGGGAGGAGCUUCCAGAGGAGGAGGAGCAGCUGCAGAAGAACCUGUUCACUCAGGAACAGGUCACCAUGGGAACGCUCCAGACCAUAAAGCAGCAGGAGCAGUGGAGGGGUCCUGGAGACGGGCAGCUGAAAUAGUUUGGGAGUUUUGUGUGUGUUUUGUUAGUGCUCUUUCUGUUUUGUGUGUGUUUUGUUAGUGCUCUUUCUGUUUGUUUGUGUUUUGUAUCUUGUGAACUGAUGAGCCAUAUGGAGUCCUGUUUUUUCCCCUCUAUGGUUGUUGUAUUUAAUACCCUACAUGUUCAUCACAGCCCUCAAGGUGUUCCCCUUUGUAUGAAAAUGCUGGACUGGUCAUUGGCUGGAAAUAUACAGCUGUAUUUUAUUUUAACGUUUUAUACUUUUACAUUUCACUUACAGCAUAUAUUUAUCUAUCUUGUACAUAGUUCUAAUGACCUGUAUAUAUUUGUAUUUUGGUCCCAGUUUAAACAAGCAAGGCCUAUUCACAGCACCAACAAUUUUACCAGCCUUAAUGUGGAGUGACAGGCAACACUAGUAGUCAGUAUGUUGGCAGGAUAAGCAAUAACACGUCUAUGAGCCUCACAUACAGUAUGGUACAUUUUGCAUGAACGAUGAAAAGGCCUUCUCAUCGAGGGUAAACUAUCCCCUCAGAAGCAUGAAUUGAAUCUGUUGCAUGGCCUUAAUAGGAAAUGUCUUUUUGUAUAUUGGUCUUUUACCUAUCAGACUCCACAACUCUGAAACUACAAAGUAUUUUUUUUAAAGAAAGAAAAAAAAAAAAAAAGGUCAGUUCCACAAACACAGCAAAACAGCCUAAAAUACACAACUCAACCUUCAGUUUCUCUCCAAACAUCCUUCUCUCUGAGCUUAAAACUGUGAGAGAAUUUUUUCACUUUUUCAUAUUAUGUAAGUGCUUCAAAUUUCAAUAGAGGUUUUGUUGGUACACAUGCAUAAUAAUGAAUGUGCACUCAGCAACUUUACAUUCAUAAUUCAAAAAAAAUAUGUAAUAGCUUCAGUGUGAAAUGUUCAAUCAUUGUCUCUUCACAAAGAGCACUGCAAGGGUGUCACUAUAUACUAAGUUAUCAAACAGAAGCCAAAGCACACUUAAAUUCACCCAUUUCAAAUCAAUACAGGUUUCUAUGGACAGUUGAAAGAUUUUGCACCUAGUAAGAUUUUGCACCAACUAAUUUUCUGGGUAUGGAAUGAUAGGCCUGCCGGACAGAAAGAAAAUAACACUACAAUAGCAUAUUAUGCUUUAUUUAACUCAUCCAUACAAGAGGAGAUGAGGAAUGAUUUUGUAAAUACACAGGGUGGAUCAUUUCCUUGAAGGAGUUAGUUUUUUCUCUUAUUUAUUUUAUAUUUAUUUGAAUCUCAGCAGCUUUGCCAUUUAACUGACUGCUUCUUAGUUGGUUAAAUAGCCUGUUAUGGAUUUUUUAUAAACAAUUUUGUAUUUAAGUGAAUUAGAUUGAAUGUAAUUUUCAAGCAAACAUUCUUCAGUCAUGCCUUCACUUAUGCUCUCUCAGUAUUUCUGCAACAUUGUUAUUUAUUUUCUGCUCCUUCAGUUGUGUAACUUAUUGUUAUAGCUUCAGUUAAAUUUAUCAUGUUAACACGCCCAGCCUGUUAAAUGAGGAUGUCAGUGAUCCGUCAAAAGAUCAAACUUUACUUUAAUGUUUCCUAAUCCUUGUGAUGCUAAUUUCCAUAUGAAUUAUUCAAUGGGAUAGUUAAAUGUAGCUUUAGUACAUGCAUGUAUUGUAGCUAUGCAUUUGCAUUUUUUAAGAUAAGCUAGUAGGCCACAUAAUACAUUUUUGUAUUUUUUUCAUACAUAAUGUCGUUUUUUUAUUUCUUAAAUAAAAGUGUCUUUUGUGAGUUUCA
Messenger RNA from Hypomesus transpacificus, 2786 nucleotides. RefSeq names its product SIN3-HDAC complex-associated factor-like. Gene Ontology annotation, biological process: negative regulation of cell migration. The coding region runs from base 165 to 1040 and encodes 291 amino acids. The record is from RefSeq and is a predicted model, not a curated record. The transcript has 6 exons. Lineage: Eukaryota; Metazoa; Chordata; Actinopteri; Osmeriformes; Osmeridae.